This is a messenger RNA of Anopheles coustani, 1168 nucleotides long. RefSeq names its product keratin-associated protein 5-3-like. The transcript is spliced from 2 exons. Bases 116 to 589 code for a protein of 157 amino acids. The record is from RefSeq and is a predicted model, not a curated record. NCBI's taxonomy places the organism in Eukaryota, Metazoa, Arthropoda, Insecta, Diptera, Culicidae.
GGUCGUAGAAUUGUGGUGCGCGCCAUCAUUUUUUCGUUUUUGCGUUCUUAUGUGCGAUUCAUUUGAUUUAGUGCGUGAUUACCAGUGUGCAAACGAUUAGAAAUCAAAAAGCGUGAUGGAUUUCAAGUGUCCGGUUUGCGAUUUGUUCUUUGAAAAGCAAGAUGAUCUCGGGGAGCAUGUAAAGGAAGCGCACACAACAUUUUACUACGACAGUUAUCUGUUCGUACCGAUGGUGUUGAAUGACGUCGCCACGAUCGGCACAUCGGUAGGGGCGGUCACUAAUGCCACGACCGUUACGACUGGAGUUGAUGGAGUCGAGUCGACGGAUGGAUGUUGUUUCUGCUGCGACGAUGGAGCCGGUGGUGAAGGGGCCGGCGAGUGUGACUGCUGCGGGUGCGGGGACCUGUGCGGAUGCGGCGACUGCUUCGGCUGCGCCGGAAUUGCCAGCUGUGGAGGUCUGUGCAGUUGCCUCGAGUGUGGCGACGGAUGUGGACUGUGCAGCUGCGGAGAUUGUUGUGAUUGUGGGGAUUGCAUCGGUUGUGGGGAUUGCAUCGAUUGUGGGGAUUGCUGUUCCUGUUCGAUAAUGUGACCCACUUCCGAUAAGAUAACGGGAGCUUCCGUCCAUCCUAUCAGUCCAAAGUGUUGUAAUUUAUCCGACCUAUCAACUAAUUGUAUUUCCUCACUACUGGUGCCAAUCGGAAAACGAUUUUGAUUGAUCCGUGACAAGUGAUUCCUAAUGCCAUGCAGAUUGCUCUCAUUCGUCGGCGAAAUUAUAUAUAUCGCUAAUACAGGGCUGCCUUAAACUCCUCAGUACAGUGUUUACUAGUGUCUUGGAGAACUGAACAGACUUACUCAAUCGACCUUGUUAAUACUUGUGGAUCCCUCUUCUGGGAUAGUUUAGGGAUAUAAGCGCAUAUGGUUACGGUAGGGUAAAUGAUGUCUUCUAGAGAUAGAGAGAUAUUUGUUCGACUAAACUUAUGUUAAAACAAACGAAUUAAAUGUUCUAUGUUGUGUGUAUCGUCCUUAAGCCUAUUUCGAACAAACUGUUGUUUUUUUUUAAUGUGGAUCAUCAAUCAUGUGCCGGUUAUAAAUUGGUAAUUUUACACUGCCAAUAUAGCAAAGGGAACACAAUACGCUUAGUAAGCAAAAAGAAAUGACGAAAAAAUAC